GAGGAUUUCCUUUGAAACAAGGGUGCCUGGGUGGGCCACUCCGCAGAUGUCUGAAUAUUUGAAAUUCUUCCUCAGUACUGUAAUGUAUAAUUUCAAGAACCAGCAGCACAGAGCCAGAAGUUGGUUUUGUUCUCCUUUGAGGAGAAUUGGUUCCCAGCAGAUGCCCUGAAUUACUUCACCUUUUGUCUUUCAUUCUUCUUCCUACCAAAUAAUUCAACUCUGUCAUUUGCUAUAUGCUCGCUGAUGACGCUGGAAAUGGUUCAGGUAUAAAAUGAGCCUCUCUGCUUCUUAUCUACACGAUACCAUUUUGGCUCUGCCAGCCACUCUAUCAGGUCUCCUUUUCCAUCUGCAGGCUCUGUCAUUUCAUGUCACCUCUUGCUCAUUUCCCAGACACUCAGGUAUAUUUAUCCUGUUUCAAAGCUGUCUCAUCCUGUUAUAGUUUAUGCUCUAAAAGCACUUGCUAGGUUACUUGAGGUAAACUGAAGCUCUUUACACUUCUCUGUCCAACCUGGUGAAUCUAGGAAAGUUUAAAGCACAGCUUCUUGACUGGAGACCAACUCAAUCACCAUCGUCUCUACUCCUAACCAUUAUUUCAGUGCUUUGUUAAUUCUGUUCUUCCCAUUUCUUCCCCACAGCCCAAGCUCUGCUCUUUGACUGAUGGGGCAAAAAGCAGUGAUAGAGUUUUGUGAACACUUUCUUCUAAAGGGUGGCAGAAGGAGCCCUCCCCUCCCUCCCUCUGCCAUGCAGAUGUAACAGCACUGAUCUGAGUGGUAAAUAAUGUCUGUUUAUGCAUUACUGGGUGCCCCAUUCUAGUGCAUUGUGUUUAGAAUAGAAUAGUUUCAGUUGGACUCAAUAAUCUUUGUUGGUAGGUCCCUUCCAGCUGGCAGACUACUCUGGAACUGAACCAAAGUUAAAUUACGUUGAAGGGCGUUAUCCAAAUGCCUCUUAAUCAUGGACAGCCAUCUCUCUAUGAAGUCAGUUCUAGUGUCUAACUACUUUCAUAGUAAAUAAGUUAUUCCUGAUGUCCAGUCUGAACCUCCCCUAACACAGCUUUGUGCCAUUGCUGUGCAUCCUGCUGCUGAUACCAGGGAGGAAAGAUGAACGCUUCGCUUCCUCACAAAGUUGUGCAGAGCAGUGAGGUGACACCUCAACCUCUCCUGCAGGCUUCACACACAGUGUCCUCAGGUGCUUCUCAUAGGACAUUCAUUCCUACCCUUUUACCAGCUUUGUUGUGUUCCUCUGGACACAUUCAAGCAUCUUAACACCCUCUUUAAAUUGAGAACAGCACACAGUAUUCGAAGUGAGGCCAGACCAAUGGUAAAUAUGUGAGAAUCUCCCCUUUUGAGUGGCUGUUUGUACUGUGUUUAAUGCACCCCAGAAUACAUAGGUUCAGACUGAGACUGCUGUCAAGCAGCUCUCCAACCACUUAUCUCCCAGUCCAAACCUGUGUGCAGCACUACUCUGUUCCUAUGAAAACGCACUGUGCUUUUUUGCUGGUCCUGGGGAUUUCUCACAACUCCACGCUCCUGGCUUUUGUUCAGGGUUACCAGCCUCUUCCUUGAGCAACUCUCACUGCCGUCUUCAUGGCUUUUGGUCUCGCCCUCUAAUCAAAACACUCCUUAAACCUAAAACAGAAAUGAUUAGGAAGGCUUAGGAAACAGCAAAAGCUUCACAAGAUUAAAUGCUACUGCUUCCUGCUGCCCUCAGGGAGCUCAACCAUCCUGCAGUGCCAACCCUGCAGCACCAAAACACGGCACUAAAUCUUCCUGAGCAAUGAAGAUUUCAGUGCAGUGCAGUGUAGGGAAGAGCAGGAGACUGACUGAUAGGGAAAAGAUGAAAAUGACUAAAUAUACACCUCUUGGCCAAGCGAGUGCUAAGAAGCGAUGCAACAACCACACAGAGGAGCACAAAGAACUCAGUGUGUCAGAGUUUGUGGUGUCACUGAUGUCCAUAACCAGGGUGAGGGUGGUGGGAAGGGCUCAAAGACUGAGGUGCAAGGAGCAGGGAUGGCAGCAGGUGAUGGCAUCCAUUUAGAAUGCAGGUGAGAAUUGUCCUGUGGCUGCAAAGCGACCGAGCCAUUAUAGCCAUGGGUCUUAAAUCCCUGUGAAAGGGAUGCAAGUGAAAUUUGUACUGACCUUAAAAGGGACAGGAGGACAGGUGUGUGAUGAGCAGCUGUGGAAAUUGGGAUGGGUCAGGUUGGAAAAGAGGAGGCUGAGGGGAGAGCUGAUAUCCUCAAGUAUCUGUAAGGUGAUUGUGGGAGCAGGGCUGACAGCUGACAGGACGUGGCCUCGAGUGUCACCAGGGGAGGUUUAGGUUGGAUGUGAGGAAAAACUUCUCCACAGAAAGGGUCGUUAAGCGCCGGGAUGGGCUCCCCAGGAGGUGUUGGAGUCACCACCCCUGGAUGCGUUCAAAAUCCGUCCGGAUGCUCGGGGCCGCGAUUUAGCGGAGCGCUGUCAGAGUUCCGUACGCUUAAACUGCGGUGGAUUUGACGAUCCUGAAGGUCUUUUCCAACAAAUCACAGCGGCUGCGAAGCACGAAGGCACGUUUUUUCCUCUCACCCCUCGGGGCCUCGCGGGCGGGCGGAGCCCUUCCCUCAGCCCGGCUCCUCCCGCCGCGGCCAUGGCGGAGCGGCGCCGCUGAGCGCUCGGCCCAUGGCGGUUCCCGGCGCGGCUCCGUCGCGGCUGGCGCUGGCCCUGGCCGCCUUGGCAGCGCUGGCCGCCGUUAAGUAUUACCGAGACGCCGAGGCCGCCCGGCAGCAGGAGCUGGCGCUGAAGUCUUUGGGCAGUGAGGGGCUGUUUCUCUUUUCUUCUCUGGACACAAACAACGAUCUGUACCUCAGCCCAGAAGAGUUCAAGCCCAUAGCUGAGAAGCUGACAGGAGUUACUCCGGUCUCAGACUUUGAAGAGGAUGUGCCUGAUCCAAAUGGGGAGACCUUGUCCAUUGUGGCUAAAUUCCAGCCUUUGGUCAUGGAAACGAUGACAAAGAGCAAAGAUGGUUUCUUGGGAAUCUCUCACGUUGCUCUUUCUGGGCUGAGGAAUUGGACUGCUCCUGUGUCCCCUAAGAGUGUGAUGCUUGCCAGACAGUUUAAAGCCUUUCUUCCUCCAAAGAAUAAACUUGAUCUUGGCGAUCCGUGGUGGAUAAUUCCUAGUGAAUUGAACAUCUUCACUGGAUAUCUUUCCAACAACAGGUUUUACCCUCCACCUCCCAAAGGCAAAGAGAUCAUAAUCCACAGGCUUCUGAGCAUGUUCCACCCACGCCCCUUCGUCAAAACCCGCUUUGCUCCCCAAGGAUCCGUGGCCUGUAUCCAAGCCAUCAGCACCUACUACUAUACCAUAGCAUUCAGGAUCCAUGCUGAGUUCCAGCUGAACGAGCCACCAGACUUCCCCUUCUGGUUUUCCCCAGGCCAGUUCACAGGUUACAUUGUCCUCUCCAAGGAUUCUUCUCACGUGCGAGAGUUUAAGCUCUUUGUCCCUAACAAGAGGUCUCUGAAUGUUGAUAUGGAGUGGCUGUAUGGAGCGAGUGAAGGCAGCAACAUGGAAGUGGAUAUAGGUUACCUGCCUCAGAUGGAGCUGGAAUCCACAGGGCCCUCAGUCCCCUCUAUGAUCUAUGAUGAGAAUGGAAAUGUGAUUGACAGCAGGGAUCCCUCAGGGGAGCCUAUUCAGUUUGUGUUUGAAGAGAUAACCUGGCAGCAGGAAAUCUCCUGGGAAGAGGCAGCCCAGAAGCUGGAAGUGGCCAUGUAUCCAUUUAAGAAGGUCUCCUAUCUUCCCUUCACAGAAGCUUUUGAGAGAGCAAAAGCAGAAAAGAAGCUGGUGCACUCAAUCCUGCUGUGGGGUGCCCUGGAUGACCAGUCCUGCUGAGGUUCAGGGCGAACUCUCCGGGAGACUGUCCUGGAAAGUUCGCCCAUCCUCGCCCUGCUGAAUGAGAGCUUCAUUAGCAGCUGGUCACUUGUAAAGGAGCUGGAAGAGCUGCAGACAAACAGGGAGAAUGAGUUCUACAGCAAGCUGGCUGACCUGCACCUUGAAAAAUACAACUUCCCUGUGGAAAUGAUCAUCUGCCUUCCCAACGGCACGGUGAUUCACCAUAUCAACGCCAACUACUUCCUGGAUAUUACUUCUAUGAAGCCUGAAGAUGUUGAAAGUAGUAUCUUUAGUUUCUCAUCCAAUUUUGAUGACCCUUCUACUGCAACUUACCUCCAGUUUCUGAAGGAAGGACUGCAAAGAGCAAAGGCUUACUUGCAGAACUAAAACCAAAGGCACCCGAAUGCCUCAUGGAGUUGGCCAAACACUUCAGACAUCCAUGUCAAUUGCAGCAGUUCUUCCUCAUCUUUGUGCCAUGCAUUGAUGUUAAGAUGCAGACAAUUCCAGAACUGGGGCUUUUCCGUGGAUGAUCUGGAGAUGUUGGUUCAAGGCUAAACUUUCAAGUGAUACCAGUUUAUGUCAUCUGCCCUUUUGAGUUCGGGCAAGUUUUUACAGGAGUGAAAAUACUUGGAUCUAUAAACAUUCUUUGAGCAUACAUCUUGCCACCCUCAUAUUCUUCCACCUCCUGUUCAGACUCUGGGAUGAAACUCUUUUUACAGCCAUACCAAGCAUCACCAGGAAACAUCUGAUCUCAAGGGCUGCACUGUCUGUUGAGUUACAGAGAACAGCACUGCUGUGAUGACUGAACAAUCAUGAUGCACACCUGUGCUGUGUGGGCAAAUGCACAGAAUCCAGUGCAGACAGCAAGAUCCUCCUUGGGCAGCUGGUGUGUGCCGUGCUUCCUGCCAGCAGCACUGAGCUAUAAGCUGCUCUGUGGCAUGGAUCCCAGUUCUUUGUGAUAGCAUUAUUGACAGCAGUGGCAACCUGUGUGUAAUGGGACUGUAGCUGAGGUGGAAGUAGGAAGAUCUAGCUGCUGGCUUGAUCUCUGAAGUAGCCUCCUCCCAGCUUCCUGGGAUGGUUAUCCUGAGUGACAUGGUGCAAGAGCUGUAUCACUCAGUCUUUGCAGCUGAUGGAGAUGGUGAGGUUGAUGUGGUGCAAUUAGGAGUGGAGAAUGGGGCAUAAGAGGUAUGGUGCAGCUCAGAGGUGUUAGGUAUAGAUUAACUGGGGACUAAGGGCCAGAGCCUCUGGCAGUGAGCUCCACCUGUCAUAGGGUGCCUACAGGCUAUGGGACACUGUAAUAAUCUGUGCCCCCAUCCUAUUCAGACCAAAGCUACUCCCACCCCACCUGUUUUGAGAGCUUUGUUCUCCCAGUGUGUCAUCAGCAGUGACAAAAUACUCAGUGCAUGUUUGCUCUGAUUUUCCAAGUCAUGCUGAAUAAUGAACUGUGAUAAAGUUACCUUUAGGAAGGGGAUAUUCAGCCUUAUCCUGAGAGUUUUGAAUGGUUUAGAAUGGACCAGUUUUAAAGAAACUGCCAAGAGCAUUUCCCAAGGAAGGAACUGUUUGGACAGAGUGCCGAUUACUCUUAUCUAUAAACAUCCUGAGCAGUUGUUCCUCCUCUGUGCCAAUGGCUGACUGCACAGUGAGUGAAAUUUAGGGAAGGAAGGGUAAAAGAAAUGGUGUUGUAAGCAGAUUCCUGUAGAUAGGUGAGACAAAGCAUCUUCAAAAGAUGGCUGCAAGCAGCCCUUUCUGUUGAUGCUUUUUCUGCUCUCUGAAGCACAGUUUUGUUGGACCAAAUCCAAAGUUGGGGGGGAAGGGGGUACUUUCAUUCUGGGCAUCAGGACCUGGAAGGGAUGCUGGGGUCAUGAUUCACAGAACCACAGAAUGGAUAACAUUGGAAAGGAUUUCUGGAGGUCAUGGGGCUGAGGUUAGAUGGACCUUUGAACAACUCAGUGUAGUGUAGCUAAUUGCUCUAAGUGAGAUUAAUUACCUGUGGGAUGUUUCCUAGUAUUGGCUUUUUAACUAUGCAUUAGUUCCACGCUUUUCUAGCCCUCCAAGUGACCUGCAGUAAUUACAGGUUUGAAUUACAUACAGGCAGUGCUUUCAGUGGUGGCUGUGGAAAGUGUCAAAGCUUCCAGACAGCGUUAAAGAGACCACGAGACAAGUCACCAUGGCAGCUCAGCCCCCUCUGACCCUUCUGGGGACUUUGAACCAAGGCAAGAGGGACAGAGCAGAGGGCCUACCUCCAUCCAGCACUUUGGGAAGCACUGCUUUAGUUUUAUCUGCUCUUACAGCUUUUUUGGAGCUUCACCUGAGGGCUUUUGUUCAUUUCUCACUUUUUGUUAGCCUUUUAGUCUGGACUUCAAACCAGCACACACGUGUGUAUUCAUUCCAUUUAUUUCUCUUUUGACUGGUUUUGCAGCAGAAGGGGCCAGAGAGAGCAGUGGCUGAGCACUCAGGGUUGUCUCCUCAAGGCUUGGAGAAUCAGGUACAGCAGCAGUUCUGCAAAGCUAGGCAACAGCAGGCAGAGGAGGGACCGGAGCCCCUCUCCCUGGUGCUGUGAGCACAGCAAGAAGGGAUUCGGCUGCAUUGAAGCAGGAGGAGCACAAACAACCAUCCUUAGCCUAGAGCAAUCUGGAGAAUCCUGGAUUCAGCAGUGUCCUCGUGUUAACUCAUGAUCCACAAGACAUCCCGAUCAACCUGUCACCUUCCACCCACUGCUGUGAGUGGGCUCUGGACAGACUCUUAUCUGAGGACUUUUUUUUUUAAUACCUGCCAAGCGUUUUCUCUUAUAUUUGUAAUCUUACUAUAUUUUUCAGUAAGCUUGUUAUAUUCCAAAGGGGGAGGGCGAUGCUGCUUUUCACAAUCUCCUGUGCUUCGUGACGUUCUGGCCUUAAAUCCACAAACGGGUCAGAGCUGAUGUCUGCCAGCAGCACUUCGUGGGAAAGCAGCGCUGCUCCGCCUCUGGAUCUGCGUGCGCCGGUGCCGCUCGGUGUGACGGGCUGUCCGGGCCGCGUGUAGCCGCGUUCCUUAAACAGAUCCCACCAGCUCA
Molecule: messenger RNA, 6906 nt
Organism: Phasianus colchicus (ring-necked pheasant)
Lineage: Eukaryota; Metazoa; Chordata; Aves; Galliformes; Phasianidae
Gene: SELENON
Product: selenoprotein N
Biological process (GO): calcium ion homeostasis; skeletal muscle fiber development
Cellular component (GO): endoplasmic reticulum membrane
Source: RefSeq, a predicted model, not a curated record